This is a messenger RNA of Neoarius graeffei (lesser salmon catfish), 10477 nucleotides long. It is a transcript of the gene nav2a, whose product is annotated as neuron navigator 2a. Gene Ontology annotation, molecular function: ATP hydrolysis activity; protein binding. Gene Ontology annotation, biological process: nervous system development; neurogenesis. Lineage: Eukaryota; Metazoa; Chordata; Actinopteri; Siluriformes; Ariidae. The record is from RefSeq and is a predicted model, not a curated record. The transcript has 39 exons. The coding region runs from base 27 to 6755 and encodes 2242 amino acids.
AGCGCCUGUAAACCUGUGGAUACGUUAUGGAUCUAUGUAUACCAGAAAGAAACAACAGCAGGACAUUCUGUGAUCAUUACAAAAUGAUCUACACAGACUGGGCAAAUCACUAUUUGGCAAAAUCAGGACACAAGCAGCUGAUUAAAGAUCUGCAGCAAGAUGUUUCUGAUGGAGUGCUUUUGGCUGAAAUCAUCCAAGUCAUAGCCAAUGAAAAGCUCGAGGACAUUAACAGCUGCCCAAAGAGCCACUCGCAGAUGAUUGAAAAUAUUGAUACCUGUUUGGCUUUUCUGGCAGCAAAAGGUGUGAACAUACAGGGACUCUCAGCAGAAGAGAUAAGAAAUGGGAAUCUGAAGGCAAUAUUGGGACUGUUUUUUAGUUUAUCACGAUACAAACAGCAACAGCAGCAGUGCACCUCACACAUACAGUUCACUCACACACACACUGCACAUACACACACAGCCUCCUCGCAUGGGACACAGGCCUCAGCAGCACAGAUUCAUCGAGCACAGGCGGAGAUGCAGUCCAGGACUUCCUCUGAGAGCAAACUUCUCAAGUUUUCCAUUGGUCAGAAAAAGACAUCUAGACUUCCUGGCCCUACAUCGAGAGUUUCUGCUGUGUGUGUCGAUUUGUCAUCGCGAGGUUCAGUCAGCUCCGCAGGAAACAGACGCAGCCAGACAUUCAGUGAGAAAAUCAAACCCGCAACCACACAGACCAGAGAAUCAUUAGACGGCAUUGCUUCCCAACCUUCAAACAUGACCGAGCACGCUCCAUCGUCAUUGGCAGCCACCAUCACUAGCACUGUGCCAUCUUCCUCUACUUCCUCUGCCACUUUCUGCUCAGCCAUCCCUCAGCCCAACUCAAGCAGCAAACCCUGGAGGAGCAAAUCUCUGAGUGCCAAAAAUACGUCUACCUCCACUGUUUCCCCACUUAAAGGGGAAGUCCCUUCCAAACAGGCACUUCCCACUGACCCACCUCCCAAAUCCCUGUCACAGAAAUCCAUGUUGGAAAAACUCAAACUGUUCAACAGUAAAAGUGGCUCUAAAUCCUCCACACCUCCAGAGGGUGCUGCCCAAAUGUCACUCAUGUCGGAGAAAGCAGAAGCUCCUGAGCCCCUGGAGGAAGCGAACGGCUACGGAGUGACAAGCAGCAGCCCAAAGAUGGCGCUGAAGGGGAUCGCACAGCGCACCUUUAGUCGAGCGCUAACAGCUAAAAAGGGCUCAGUGAAAAGUGUGGAAAAGGACAGUGAGAAAGAAAAAGAGCGGGCGAAGGAGAAGGACAAAGAUAAAGGAAAGGAGACUUCUAAACGAAUGUUCACUUUUGAAAAGGCAGCAAGUAAAGAAGCAGUAACCACAGAGGAGGUGACUACCAGAAGUGAGGUUAGCAUAGCAGCUACAGAGCCUAAACGAACCUCUAAAAUUGCUAGCCUCAUUCCCAAAGGAGGCAAAACCAGCGCCAAAAAAGAUAGCUCCGCCUCCACGCAUAGCGGAAUCCCUAAACCAGGAAGUAAAAGCACAGCUAAAAGCUCAGGAGUGCCACUCUGUGGCAAAGACAAUGAAAGACCACGUAGCAUGAGGCUCAGCAGUGGAGUCAGUUUCCAUGGAGACAGCCGCCACUCUUCUUCCUCUUCCAGUCUCACGUCUACAGAGGGCAAAGGUCAUCAGAACCACAGCGUAACCUCAGUGGGUAAUGGAGGAACUACACAAUCUACAGCAAGCAACACAGUUAGUGUGCAGCUUCCUCAACCUCAGCAGCAGUACAGCCACCCAAACACAGCCACUGUAGCACCAUUCAUGUAUAGAUCUCAGACAGAUGGGGAUGAGACCAUAGAAACAGGCUCCACAGGACGCACCGGAGAGUCAGGGAGCUUCAGCAAAACCAAUCAGACGUCCGCUGAAGAUUUAUCAGGUGAAGAUCCUGAGACGAGGAGACUCAGGACAGUCAAAAAUAUUGCAGACCUUCGACAGAAUCUGGAAGAAACCAUGUCCAGCUUACGGGGGACGCAGAUCACGCACAGCGCUCUAGAAACGUUUGAUAGUGGCAUCACCACGGAAAUGAACACUCGUGGUUUUCGGUCAUCUCGUGCUGCGCCACUCUCCUGGACCAAUCGGAUUGGCCCGUCCAGCCCACGGCUGCAGGCAGGCGACGCCCCCUCACCAGGAAAUGGAUAUCCGGCACAUGGAGGCACUGGCGGGCCUGCCCUGGGUCACACACGCUAUCUUUACUCCACCCCUCUGCGCAGGCAGCUAGCAGCACGCAGCAGCGCCAUCUGUGGGCUUGAGCUGGGAGAGCGGGGUGGAGAGGAACUCGAGCUUGACGUCAGUGGCUAUGUGAGCGACGGCGAUGUGCUGGCCAAGAAUGCACAUGCUGAUGAACUCAGCAGUGGUUACCUGACCGAUGGUGGAUUGAGUUUGUAUACUCGUCGUAUGAACCGUUUCCCAGAUGGACUGGCGUUGAUGCGAGAAACUUUGCAGAAGCAUGUAUCAACAGGUCAAGGAGACGCAGACAGUUGGGAUGACAGCAGUUCUGUCAGCAGUGGGAUUAGUGAUACAAUCGACACUGAUGACAUCAACACUAGCUCCUCUAUCAGUUCGUACACACACACAUCUGCUGCACACAGAGGCCUGAACACCCAGCCACAGACUGAUGCUGAGAAACAUUCAGCAGCUGAGCAAAACUCAAGCUGGUCUUGUGAUGAAGUCAGGAAAUCAGACGGAGGUUCGGACAGCGGCAUGAAAAUGGAGUCCGGCUCAAAAUGGCGGCAAAACCCUUCUGAUGUAUCAGAUGAGUCGGAUAAGGGAGGCUCUGGGAAGAGGGGUGGUGCCGUCUCUCAGACCGGUUCAUGGAGGCGGGGCAUGAGUGCACAGGUUGGCGUGACUACACCACGCACGAAAAACACAACAGUUACCUCAGGACCAGGCAUGAUGAAAACACAUGGCACCGCUAAAACAGAUGACGCUAAAGUGUCAGAGAAAGGUCGCAUUUCUCCCCACGCUAACAACGUCCAGAGCUGUGACUCUGCCCCCUCCCGUGUUUCCUUCGGCUUUAAGAAACCCACCUCUGGGUCCAUAGCUGGCCCUACUGCCAUGGCAACGACCUCCAGCAGUGCCAUGGUGUCAGCUAGCAGAGUCACGGUCAUCAGUGGCUCAGCCACACUGGGGAAAAUCCCUAAAUCCACAGCCCUGAUGGUGGGUGGAGUCAGAUCUGGUUUGAAAGGUUCAGCACCAGAGUGUGCCACAGUGACUCAGGAGGAUGGCGUCCUAGCAACUAGUGUCAGGUCGACGCUGCAGUAUCGUAGUCUGCCACGACCUUCACGCUCCACCCACAACCGCUCAUCGACCAGCAGCAUUGAAUCAGCAUUGAAUCAGGGCAGCCGAGGCCCUGCCAUCAAUGUUAGUGUCUCGGUAAAUAAGACACGAGAGUCCAUCCCCAACGCGAAAACCAAUCAGACGGACAAGGAAAAGGGCGGAGUCUCAGAGGCGGACAACUUGAGAGCACACGUGGUUGGCUCAAGUUCAACAAUUCCGCAGACAACGAGACAAGGAAGCAAAUAUACGGAGGGCUCAUCACCUACUUUGCGCAGACUUUUUGGAGGUAAAGCUGCUAAACAGGCCACUGCCACAGAGAACCUGAAGAACUCAGUGGUCAUUUCAAACCCUCAUGCCACAUUGGGACACCACUCUGUGCCCUCUGCUGGGCUUCUAGACUCACCCUCAGCAGGCAGUAGUGGGGGUGCAGGGGGCAGUGAGCAAGCGUCCAGCCCUGGCUCAGGCUACUCGGGGGGUACAGGCACAUGGGGCCACCCCUCUGUCAGCAGCAUGCACACCAGCACUGAAUCCAUUGAUAUGUCAGUCAGCAGCGGGCAUCACCGUGACAACAGCCACCAGCCAAUCACUCGCACUGGAAGCGCCAAGACGGACAGUCCUUUCUCUUCACCCUCUGCUAGUCCCAAAUUCAGCCGCAACACCUUGCCUCGGAAACAGGACAGGUACACCCCCUCACCACAGCUCCGCCCAGAGGAGGCACGUGAUUGGCUGCGUUCACAUUCCAUCAGUGGCUUGCAGGACUCGGCCAGUAACUCACCAUUUUCUACUGGCUCCAGCGUGACCUCGCCAUCUGGGACGCGUUUCAAUUUCGGACAGCUUGCCAGUCCCACCACAGCAGCUCAGAUAAACCUUGUGAGUCUGCGCAACAGCAGUCUGACCAAUCAGGACGCAGUGCUGGAUGUGUGCAAUGAGGGCCGCCUGAGAAACUCCUGCGUCUCACUGGAUGAGAAAAGCCGCAUCAUGAGUCGCUCGGCCUCUUUCAGAGACGGAUUUGAAGAAGUACAUGGUUCGUCUCUUUCUCUGGUCUCAAGUACAUCUUCCAUCUACUCCACGAAUGAAGAAAAGUCACAGUCAGAGAUUCGGAAGUUGCGCAGAGAGCUGGAUGCCUCGCAGGAGAAAGUGUCCGCACUGACAACACAGCUGAGUGCUAAUGCCCACCUGGUAGCAGCAUUUGAGCAAAGUCUGGCCAACAUGACUAUCAGACUGAAGAGUCUCACUAUGACAGCAGACCAGAAGGACUCUGAGCUGAAUGAGUUGAGAAAGACCAUUGAGUUACUAAAGAAGCAGAACGCUGUGGCUCAGGCUGCCAUUAACGGGGUCAUUAACACUCCAGAACUCACCUGUAAACCUGAACGUACAGGUUCUGUGGGCUCAGUUUCAGUACAGGCAGAGUUGUGUAUGCGCAGACAGCACUCAUCAGACAGUGUGUCCAGCAUCACCAGCCACUCCAGCAUGGAGAACACAGACAACAGUGGCAAGAAGAAAAGGAAAAACUGGUUGCGCAGCUCCUUUAAACAGGCAUUCACCAAAAAGAAGUCGCCAAAAUCCGCCUCGUCCCAUUCAGACAUCGAGGAAAUGAACGACUCGCUCCCUUCAUCUCCUAAACUCCCUCAUAAUGGAUCCAGCAGCUCCACACCCGUGCUCAGGAACUCUAACUCACUCUUGCCGGAGGGUUUAGAUGGAGAGGCGGAGACUGUAAUGCAGCUACGGAGUGAGUUGAGAGAGAAAGAAAUGAAGUUGACGGACAUCCGGUUAGAGGCGCUUAGCUCCGCCCAUCAGCUUGACCAAUUACGAGAGGCUAUGAAUCGGAUGCAGGCUGAGAUUGAGAAGCUGAAAGCAGAAAACGACCGUUUAAAGAUGGAGAACCAGGCAAACGGCGGCCGAGCGUUGAUCACCCCAAGUUCCAUCACAACUCCAUCAGCUGAACUCGCACAACAAAACCUCCAUGAGUCCACGAGCUUUGACAUACUGCUGGAUGAUGCUGGAGGAGAUGGCAGUUUCCAUAAAGAUGGCCAACAUGUAAAGAUUGUCGUCAGUUUACAGGGGGACGACGCUCCCUGGAAAGAGGAUUGCAGACCACGGGACUUCCUGAUCGGCUGUAUUGGAGUCAGUGGGAAAACCAAAUGGGACGUUUUGGAUGGAGUAGUGAAACGCCUAUUUAAAGAAUACAUCAGGUAUGUAGAUCCAGUCAGUCAGCUGGGACUGAGCUCUGACAGCGUGGAGGCGUAUCAUAUUGGGGACGUCAUCAGGCCCGGUAGAGCAGAAACUCCAGAACUACUUCCCUGUGGAUACUUAGUGGGGGAAAACAACACAAUAAACAUUUCACUUAAAGGUGUGAACUCCCAGUCGACAGACGCACUUGUGUUUGAGAUGUUAAUCCCGAAGCCUGUGUUGCAGCGCUAUGUGUCACUGCUGCACGAACAUCGCCGUCUUAUUCUGUCUGGUCCAAGUGGUACAGGGAAAACAUACCUGGCCCAGCGUCUCGCCGAACACCUGACUCUGCUUGAGGGACGCACUGAUGCACACACUGCCAUUGCCACCUUCAACGUGGACCACAAGUCUAGCAAGGAGCUGAGACAGUAUUUGUUGACUGUUGUAGAACAGUGUAGUGCGGAUCAACAUGAAGCUCCUUUAGUCAUCAUCCUGGACAACUUGCAUCACAUCAGCUCACUGGGGGAGAUAUUCAAUGGCCUGCUUAACCAAACACGCCAACACUGCCCAUAUAUCAUUGGGACCAUGAGUCAGACAACAUCUUCAUCUCCGAAUUUGCAGCUUCAUCAUAACUUCAGGUGGGUUUUGUGUGCAAAUCACACAGAACCAGUGAAGGGCUUUCUGGGCCGUUUUCUGAGGAGGAAGCUUAUUGAGACAGAAAUCAGUAGCCGGAUGCGUAAUCCAGAGCUGGUGAAGAUCAUUGAGUGGAUUCCUCGUGUUUGGCAUCAUCUCAACUGCUUCCUAGAGGCUCACAGCUCCUCAGAUGUCACUAUCGGACCACGUCUGUUCCUCUCCUGUCCGAUGGAUGUGGACGGGUCACGCAUUUGGUUUACCGAUCUGUGGAAUUACAGCAUCAUCCCAUACAUGCUGGAAGCUGUCAGAGAGGGUUUACAGCUAUACGGACGCAGAGCUGCAUGGGAUGAUCCUGCUCGUUGGGUGAUGGACACGUUUCCAUGGCGGUCAAACUCCCAGCAUCCUGAUUGGCCUGCUCUGCUAAAACUCCGCCCAGAGGAUGUGGGUUUGGAUGGAGGCUCCACUUCUAAAGAGGGAGCUACCAAACAGAACACCCAGAGCGACAGUGAUGCUGAUCCACUGAUGAAUAUGCUGAUGCGUCUGAAGGAGGCAGCGAACUGCUCCGGCACUCAGAGUUACGACAGUGACUCUAACAGUAAUGGUCACCAUGACGACAUCCUUGACUCAUCACUGGAGUCAACACUCUGAUGCUUCAUUUUACUUACGAGCUUCCUGUGAAUGUUUCCUCAUGCCCAGGCAGCACCGAUUAAGCUGCUGCUUUUAUUUUUGUCCUACGUGGGAACUUUUUUUUAAAGAAAAUAAAAAUAACUGCACUACUCACAAUUCAACUUGCUGUGUGUCAAGUUACAAAAUUAGAUGACAAUUUUAAUUAAAAAAAAAAAGAAGACGAAGAAGAAGACAGAAACUGCACUACUUAGAGUUCAUCUUCAAGCCACCUGCUGUGAUGGAUGUAUUAAAGAAUAGCACGUCAUCAGACAGCAGAAUCCUUACCUCACUAUCGUCCACCUAUAAUGUCGAGUAAUAAUAACAACAAUAGUAAGUCUUAAAGUCUUAGCUUUGUUAAAUAUCUUCAUAUUCUAGUUUUGCGAAUCCCUCACGAAGCUUUUUUGAGAAACAUCAAAACUCUAACCCUCUCUAUCUCUUCUCUCAUCCUGCGUACUGAUGACAAAAUGGUGCUCUGAAUGAUUCUGUGCUCUUCGCUACUGUGAAUGUGUGGACACACCUGACGGAGGCUCACGAACUUUCUGAUGCUGGUCAUCAAUUUAUAACUUAGUCAAAGGAUUGAUGCUUUCUGGGAGACUUUCCGGAGGACACCGUGAUGUGAAUUUGUGUACUUUAAUUUCCUGUUCUGUAAUAAUUCGUUUGCAUGAUCAGUAACGGUACCUCACCAGCAUGGAGUGUUUACUUUUUUGAAAAGUGAGACAUGUCUAGCAGAUCUGCCUUGCACUCAGUCACUGUUGAACACCCUCGUUCUCUCCAUUGUUUUCCCCUCGUUUUGGUGCUGAAGAACCCAGUGCCUUACCACGUUUUGCAAUGAGAACCUGAGAGGCGCUGUGUUCUUAUCCUGAACUUUUCACUUCCUCUGGACUAAAAGGGCUUCAUGCUGCACACCUGAGUGGCUUUAUCAUUUGAAUAGUGCUUAAAAUCAUCAUAUUACGUACUAAACACAGAUGAGGGAUGAAAAUAUUUGGCACAAAACUCUGAGAAUUUGUUGGGUGCUUUGAAAGAAGCUGCACAAUGUUGAGUAAAAAAGCGUGCACAUACGAGCGUGUUUAUACCUCAUCAGUUGUCCAGAACUUUACUUUGGCCUUAAUUCCCAUGCAACACCACUGUGACGGGGAAUGACUAAGAGUCCUUAUCGUGGAAUCACAAAUGUCCACUGGUUUUCUAAAAUAAAAGAGCUUAAUAUAGUUUGUAAACAUUGUUAAAGUUUCAAAAUGUACUCCUUGUCUACCCAGUCCGUAAGGUCUAUUUAUGGAAACUAAGCUGCAAAAAUAGCCCAUUUUACAUUCCAUGUUUCUUCAAUGUCAAAGUUCAUUUAAGUAUUCACUUUACAGCAGGUUAGCCCCGCCCAUUUAUGUUAUAGCAGGUUAGCCCCACCCAUUCUAUUUACAUGAAAUUAGCCCCACCCAUUCACUUUACAGUAGGUUAGCCCCACCCAUCCACUUUACAGAAGGUUAGCUCUACCCAUUCAUGUUAUAGCAGGUUAGCCCCACCCAUUCUUUUUAUAUCAAAUUAGCCCCACCCACCCACCCACUUUACAGCAGGUUAGCUCUACCCAUUCAUGUUAUAGCAGGUUAGCCCUGCCCAUUCUCUUUAUAUCAAAUUAGCCCCACCCAUUCACUUUACAGCAGGUUAGCCCUGCCCGUUCUCUUUAUAUCAAAUUAGCCCCACCCAUUCAUGUUAUAGCAGGUUAGCCCUGCCCAUUCUCUUUAUAUCAAAUUAGCCCCACCCAUCCACUUUACAGCAGGUUAGCUCUACCCAUUCAUGUUACAGCAGGUUAGCCACGCCCAUUCUCUUUAUAUCAAAUUAGCCCCACCCAUCCACUUUACAGCAGGUUAGCCCCACCCAUUCUCUUUAUAUCAAAUUAGUCCCACCCAUCCACUUUACAGCAGGUUAGCUCUACCCAUUCAUGCUACAGCAGGUUAGCCACGCCCAUUCUCUUUAUAUCAAAUUAGCCCCACCCAUCUACUUUACAGCAGGUUAGCUCUACCCAUUCAUGUUAUAGCAGGUUAGCCCCACCCAUUCUUUUUAUAUCAAAUUAGCCCCACUCAUUCACUUUACAGCAGGUUAGCCCCACCCAUUCAUGUUAUAGCAGGUUAGCCCUGCCCAUUCUCUUUAUAUCAAAUUAGCCCCACCCAUUCACUUUACAGCAGGUUAGCCCUGCGCAUUCUCUUUAUAUCAAAUUAGCCCCACCCAUUCAUGUUACAGCAGGUUAGCCCCACCCAUUCUCUUUAUAUCAAAUUAGCCCCACCCAUCCACUUUACAGCAGGUUAGCUCUACCCAUUCAUGUUACAGCAGGUUAGCCACGCCCAUUCUCUUUAUAUCAAAUUAGCCCCACCCAUCCACUUUACAGCAGGUUAACCCUGCCCAUUCUUUUUAUAUCAAAUUAGCCCCACCCAUUCACUUUACAACAGGUUAGCCCCACCCAUCCUCUUUAUUUCAAGUUAGCUCCACCUAUUCAUGUUACAACCUGUUAGCCCCACCCACUUUACAGCAAGUUUACCCUGCCUGCUUACUUAUUUAUAGCAAGUUGUAGCAGGUUAGCACCGCCCAUUCACUUUAUAGCAGGGUAACCCCGCCCAGUCCCACUGAAUUCUGUCACAGUAUUUGAGUGAAUGAUGUUGAAAAGCAUGCAGGUAAACCUUGUACUUGGCUGUCAGGAAACAAACAUGUGUUCUGAACGAGGCCAAGAUGUGUCAUAAUGUUACUGCUGAAGGACAAUGCAAGUCCAAAUAUAUUGGACCCGACAGCAGAGCCGCAGUAAACCAUAAAUAGAGUUUCAUUCUAUUCUCUCAUUUAUUCAUGACUAUUCAGUACGAGCACUGACUGAGGCAGCUUUAUCUAACAAAGUAUGCACUGUACGCAAUCAGCUAGCACUAGCUAGCGAGCGUUCACCUUGCUAAUCUGUUUGCUAAUUCUACAGCUCAUCAUGUCAGAAACGGCAACAUUUUCAGUCAUCUUAAAAUCAUUUCAAGAGCUUUCGACUAGCAGAUGCCAUUAUUUAUCUCCCAUUUGUUUCUCUUCGUUCAGGUCUGAUAGAUAAUGAGAGGAAGGGGAAUCAUCGUGUGAAUUAUGACUUUUUGUACAGAAAACUACGCAAAUAUUAUAAGUGGACUUCAGGGAAAAGAGCAAAUACAAAAACAAUGUAGGAUACGGGACCUUAAUGCUAAUUAACACCAUAUCAGACGACUCUUCCGCUGCUUUUAUAGACUUUUAGGAAGAGCGAGUAAAUAAAUCAACAGAACAAACAAGUGUUAACUGGGUGAGCACUUGAUAUCAGGAAUUAAUUGUGAUUUUUUUUUCUUUUUAAUUCCUCAUGAAUUUCAUACGUGUUGUUGGUUUUGUGCAGUUUUUUGUUAAGUGACGCUUACAUUCAGCAUCUUGAUCCUAUGCAACAUCAUUCAGAUUUGAAAUAGAAGCCAAAUAUGGUAUCAGCACUGCCGUGUGUGUGUGUGUGUGUGUGUGUGUGUGUGUGUGUGUGUGUGUAUUUAUAUAAAUACGGAUUGUACAGUGUAUAUAUAUUUUGUGAAUAAUUCUCAGAUUAUGAUGUGCCUACAUUUUAUAAAGCUGGAUGUAAGUCAGUUCAAGCACAGAUUUGGGAUGUGGUUUAACUUUAUUCUCUUUACUGAAUGUUUUUGUUGUGCACAUGAUUUAAAUACACAACAUUCAUUUUUGUAAAUCCUUCA